Molecule: messenger RNA, 897 nt
Organism: Nymphalis io (European peacock)
Lineage: Eukaryota; Metazoa; Arthropoda; Insecta; Lepidoptera; Nymphalidae
Exons: 5
Coding region: 169-861 (230 amino acids)
Source: RefSeq, a predicted model, not a curated record
UCGCGCAUGCGCAGUUGCGCACACAUUUAAAUUACAUUCUCCGCGAGAAUUUGGCGGGCAACAAUACGAUUGAAUAAAAUCGAUUCGGUUCGUCUGAUUUGAAUUAAAAACUUUACAUCGUGCCAUAAGUGUGGGUCAUUUAAAUAAAAUUUUUACAGCAUUCGGAAAAUGAAACCACAGAGCUAUUUAUGUAAAAGCGCGUACAUCGUAAUAUUGUACGGUGUCAUUCAAGCUACCCAUGGCGUACCGGGAACACAGUUCGCGUCCCACGUCAGUUUUAACACGCCAUCACGUAGCUUCGCUCAUGGGGUCGGCGACCCCAUACCAGUGUUCGACCGACGGGCCCACCAGCGGCACACGCAGAAUCCGCCCAUAAAGAGGUUGCGAAGGCCGGCGACGCGAUCGCCUGCCGGAUACCCGCGACAGAAGCCCACGAUACCCUUCCAGGCCGAGGAGGUCCCGCACGGGCAGACGAUCGGGACGCCUUGGCAAUAUAAUAGCUACAUGAGUGUCCCGAUACAAGUGCUGCCUCCGUCGCCGUACAAAGUGGACUCGCCCGACCCCGAGUCUCUGUGGCCGGUCGGACUGUUCCUGCCGCCCCUCACUCCUCUGCGCUUCGGGCCCCUCCGCCGGUCUGGUUCUGACAGCGGCGACGAUAAGAAUUCUGAAGAUCCCUACCUGCUGGAAGGCUCCGAAGCCAUAGCAGCUGUUGCAAAAUCGACUCGCCACGGCCUUCUGUACUUCCAUGAUAUCCCGCAUAUUAAUUCGCUGCUCGCAAAUCAAGAAUUACGAAUUCAAAACAACCUCAAGCCUCAUCGAAUCGCAAGCAUACGACAGACUUGGCCGUACAACAGACCUUAGGAUAAAAAUAAAAAAAAUAUAUAUAUAUUGUUUAUG